UGAGACAAGACAGACAUCACAGGGAGUGGUGAUGUAUAUGUCAUAUUGUCUUCACUCACACACACACACAUACACAUAUAUAAUAAUGAUCUCUCUCUUUCUCACUGGCAUUCACCUUCAUAAACAUACAGACUCGCAUACCAUGACACUCUUAUAGACACACACACACACACUCAUUGUUACAAACACACAUCUCCCAGCUGGAUAUUAUUUUGUUGAUUUGUUACUAGCAAGAAGGAAUAAAAACCAUUCAGCUCAACAACAUCCAAGUACCACCUGUCUGCUUUGCUGUUAUAUAAAAAUAAUACACACACACAAACACACACACAUAUAUAUACUGUGUUAGUUUUAACUUUAACAUAGUAAAUUCGAAAUACUGGACAGAUAUAUACCUGGAUAUACUAACGGAUAAGGACAACCAGGGGAGCAAGAAAAGGCUUUAAAGAAAUAGUAGUUUGAGGGAUAGAGAGAAAGAAUGGAUAAAAAGAGGAAAAGACGACAUGGGAAACUUCUUCGGAUGUUUAAAACAGCAUUACUUACAAAGUGUAUUUGUGAACAAGGGAAGAAGAAAGUGGAAUUCCUUUCAGGAAAAGAUGGCAAUGAUUGGGUGUGGGUGAUGGGCCAACAUCCAGAGGAUCUUACCAUUGAAGACAUUCUAGAACACGAAGCCAAAGAAAAAGCCACCUUACAGGCAGAAAAAGAAGCGGAAGAACUAAGGAUAAAACAAGAGCUAGAGCUGAAAAAGAAAAUGGAAGAAGAAAAGAAAAAACUUGAAAAAGAACGAAUUGAGAGAGAAUUCCAGUUGAAACGCAAAGAAGAUGAAGCUGCUUUGUAUCAGUCAUUGAAAGAAGUUAGGCUGAUAGCAGAUACAAUUGAACAAGAAAGAGAAAAAGAGCGUCUGGGAGAAGAAGACAGAUUAAAAGAACUUCAGGAUCAGGAAGAAAAAGGUCUACAGUACUGUCGAGAAAAUUCCUUAAAGUUGAAGAAACGUCGAAGUGCUGAACUUUAUACGUCUUGGCGUAAAAUGAGAAACAUUCUAGAAAAGAAUAGUACUGAAGACAAUAAAGAAAUUGAAGCAACUUGGAAAGAACAAGAGAAGAAAUCACGAGAGGCCGAGGUUCAAUUGCGGGAAAUAGUACGACGAGCCCGGGAAGAACAUCGACGAUCACAGAAAUCUCUGUCGAAAGGCAGCAGCUCAUCUCUGUCCGAAGAUCUCCCACCAAUUCCUCCGAAAACACAUAUCAACAAUGCUACAAACAAUCUCAGUUCCAGUGCCAAAUCUUCUGGGGUCAAUAAAAAACCUGCGACACCAAAGAACAGAAAUGCUGUGAUUAAAUGGUUUAAGGAAGAAGAACGGCCCAAAGAAGUAGGUUUAAAUCCCGAAACGAAGAAAGUAGAAGAAUGGUUUCAUGGUCUCAUAAGCAGACCUGAAGCCGAGGAAAUCCUGGCUGAUCGACCCAUUGGUAGUUUCCUAGUGCGAGUCAGUGAAAGAAUUUGGGGCUAUACAGUAUCUUAUCAGUCGGAAGAACGUUGCAAACACUUCUUAAUUGAUGCAUCAGAUGGCACAUACCAUUUCUUUGGCUCCAACUAUCAACAAUUCAGUUCUCUUCAAGAAAUCCUUAAUUAUCAUAUGAAAAACGCCAUAACCCUCGCCGGUCAAGAAAUGUUACUCUUCCCCUGCGGACAGAAGGGUCACCCCCCAAACUAUGCGGAAUUAUUUUAUGACGAAGUAACAGACGCUCUUAUGUGAAGAUGUUCGUUAUUAAUGCCACCAUCACUACUACCAUUGCCAUCACUAACAAUCAGCUCUAAGCAUCAUCACCAUCACCAUCACCUAUUACCAAUGUUACCAUUGUUAUCAUUGAGCAUAGCCAUCAUCAUCAUCAUCAUCAUCGUCCUUCAAAAUAGCUUUGGACGGAUGGAAUUAUAAAAGAAGCUGGAUUAACUACUGCUGUUUGUCUUUGUAUCUUUGUAUUAUAUUGAGUUCAAACCAGGAUUGACUAUUUUUUCUGAUGUUUGGAAUAUAAAUACCAGUAAUACUUUUGGGUUCAUGUAGCAGAUUGGUAAACCUUACCGAUGUCAGUUUUGUGUUUGAUUUUCUGGGGUCGACGAAAUAAAGUACCCGUUAAGUAUUGCGAUUAAUGAAAUUGA
Molecule: messenger RNA, 2151 nt
Organism: Octopus sinensis (East Asian common octopus)
Lineage: Eukaryota; Metazoa; Mollusca; Cephalopoda; Octopoda; Octopodidae
Product: SH2 domain-containing protein 4B
Exons: 9
Coding region: 476-1750 (424 amino acids)
Cellular component (GO): cytoplasm
Source: RefSeq, a predicted model, not a curated record